AUGAACCACGUUUGAGGUUAAUCUAUGCGAAAAACACUCCAUAUCUGUCAGAUGAUGAUACAUUUUGAGAUAAGGGCAGAUAAGUAAAUAAUCAUAAAAUGGACAAUAAGCCGUCAUUAAGCCAGUAUUUUGGCGAGACGGAAGUACCGCCCGCCUCCCAGUUCUUCGACGAAAUCGGGACAUCGCCCUCUGAUAUGAUACAGAGCGUUUACCUGGGCGAAAGUGAAGUGAGUCAACAAGCAGCAUCUAAUCUUUUUCCCACAGACAUGACCGCGUCUUUCUCUCAGUUGAAAGUGAGUGAGGAGAUGAAGUUUGGGAGCGUAGUGCCCACUGUGAGCGGUGCUACAGCCCUGCCAGCGACUAGUCUGCCGGACCCUUCGACGUUUUUCGACACGAUUGGGCCGGAGCCGCAAAUGGUGAUGAGUGGGAUUGCUACUCCCAAUAUAUUGAGUGAGGCUAUGGAUGGUCUGGCUGUUAAGGACCAGCCUGUAGACAAGGAAGCCGACAGGCGCCGAGAUGCCUGGAUACCCAAUGAUGAAGCUAAAAAGGUCUUACUGAAGGCUCAGUCGGUGCCGAAAGGAGCAUUCUUCCCGGAGAGGGAGGCCCUCACGCUGCCCGGAGUCAUAUUUGAGGAAGAACUGCCCGACUCCCUGCACGCGGUGGCGGUGAAGUACCUGGGCGUGAGCGCGGCGGCGCGCGGCGGCAUGGCGCGCGCGGACUCGUGCCGCGGCGCGCGCGAGGACGGGCUGCGCGAGUUACUGCGGACCGGCUGUCUGCGCGCCGCCAUCAACCUGUCUGCUACACUCCUGGCGCAACAUAAACAAGGCGCAGGUCGCUGCGGGCGGGUCCCGGGCGCGCGGCACUCUGCGCGCUCGCUGCAGCUGUGGCUGGCGCGCUUCUGCGCCAUGCUGCGCGUGCGCCUCGCCGCACAAGCGGCGCAGGAGGCCGAGGCCUUCGGGGACUGCGGCCAACCCGACAUGUACUACGAAUUCUACCCGGAGCAGUACGCGGACCGAACGGGCUCGUUAGUGCCGUUCGCGCUGCGCCUGCUCAUAGCGGAGAUGCCGGCGCACGCGGGACUACCGGAGAAGGCCUUGCCGAGCCUUUAUGCCGUCCUGGCCGUAAUACAACAGAUGUUGUGUAACCUGAACGCGGGUAAGACGGAGGACGGGUCGGCCGCGCUGGCCUCCGAGCAGGACCGCGCCGAGUCCGCGCGGCUGUGGCGCGGCAGGGAGACCCGGGUGCAACACUCUAUAGUCAACUGCGCUAUCGCCUUGAAGGACUACCGUCUCGCCAGUAAGAUAAUCUCCGGUCUCCAAGAGCGGGCUCCGAGUCCGGCGCAGAAGCGAGCGCUGGCGAGUGCUUUAUGUCGGCUGUGGCUGCUGGGCGGCCACUGCCGCGCCGCCGCCAAGCAUCUACAGGAGGCCAGAGACUUGAGACAGCAUCUCUGUCCGACGCCCGACGUGCGAGAGUACGUGGAUGUAGGCCUCCUCGAGGUCGCCCAGGGGCGGUACAAGGAAGCCUACGAGAACUUCAUCAAGGCCAACGACCAGGAACCCACUAAUAUCAUGGUGGCGAACAACAUGUCCGUGUGUCUGCUGUACCUGGGCCGGCUCUCGGAGGCCAUCGCCGCGCUGCAGGCCGCCGUCACCGUCGCGCCCGAGCGCGGCCUCUCCGACCACCUGCUGCUCAACCUCUGCACGCUCUACGAGCUGCACUCCAACAAGAACAUGGACAAGAAACUCAGCCUGCUCAGGAUGCUGUGCAAAUACAAGAGCGAUACUAUCCCUAAUGUUGUGGAGUGUUUAAAACUCGGUUAA
This is a messenger RNA of Cydia amplana, 1820 nucleotides long. Its product is annotated as trafficking protein particle complex subunit 12. The record is from RefSeq and is a predicted model, not a curated record. NCBI's taxonomy places the organism in Eukaryota, Metazoa, Arthropoda, Insecta, Lepidoptera, Tortricidae. Gene Ontology annotation, molecular function: protein binding. The coding region runs from base 99 to 1820 and encodes 573 amino acids. Gene Ontology annotation, cellular component: Golgi apparatus; TRAPP complex. The transcript has 11 exons.